GCCAAGCCAGCCAUCGUCUUAUCUUUCCCCUCUCUCUCACUCUUUCUCUAGUGGAAGACUUUUACUUUCUCAGUGGCGCUGCAGCUAAAUCACCACCACUAAGGAUCCUCAAAAAAGAGAGAGAGAGAUGAGAAACUUGAUGAUGAUGAGCAGCAUAUUCUUGCAGGCAAUCUUGCUGGUUGCCUUUGUGGGAUGGCUGCUGAAUUGGGUUUUGCUGCCCACCAAGGUUUACAGGGAUUCAUGGCGUCCAAGCCUCUCUUCCACCAACUUCAACUCAGCUUAUUUCGAAGGACAAGGGACGAACCUUCUGCUCUUCUCUUUCCCUGUCAUGUUCAUGGCCGGUUUGGGAUGUGUCUAUCUCCAUUUCCACACCAAUAAGCUCGAGAAGAAGGAGAAAGCCUUCUCCUCCUCAUCUUCCAAAAGGUUUACUACAUUUACUACUAGUACUACACCCUUUUGCUCUCUCUCUAUCUCUCUAUCAAUUACGGGAGUGGAGCUCGCUUUCCUGACAAUGUUUGUGGCGCUUCUCGUCUGGUCGCUCGCAAACUACUUGCACAGGAGUUUUGGCCACUCCCACAAGCUCAAGCACGGCAUAAAACCUUGGCAGGUCAAGUUUCGAAUCGUAGCACUGAUGCUCGGCUACGUUGGGAACAUAUGUUGGGCGUUUCUCUUCUUCCCCGUGGCUAGAGGAUCUUCGUUGCUGCCACUCAUAGGGCUAAACUCAGAGUCCAGCAUCAAGUACCACAUUUGGCUAGGGCACAUCUCCAAUACCCUCUUCACCUUACACGGAAUUGGCUACAUCGUGUAUUGGGCAAUGACCAACAAAUUGUCCGAGAUGUUGGAAUGGAGCAGGACUUGGGUGUCGAAUGUCGCCGGAGAGAUCGCGCUGGUGAUGGCUUUGGCGAUGUGGGCGACGAGCUUUGCUCCGAUCAGGAGGAGGAUGUUUGAAGUCUUCUACUACGCUCACCAUUUAUACGUUUUGUUCAUAUUCUUCUACGUGUUACAUGUUGGUGUCGAUUUCAUGUGCACGGUUCUUCCUGGGAUUUUUUUGUUCUUGAUCGACCGUUACUUGAGGUUCUUGCAGUCUCAGAGGAAAGCUAGGUUGGUGUCGGCUCGGUUGUUGCCUUGUGGCAGCGUCGAGCUCAACUUCUCCAAGUGCCAAGGGUUGCAAUACAGUCCAACGAGCAUCAUGUUCAUAAAUGUGCCAACCAUUUCCAAGCUGCAAUGGCAUCCUUUCACCGUUAUCUCAAACAGCAACUUGGAGCCCGACGAGCUCAGCUUGGUCGUAAAAUGUCUUGGAAGCUGGUCACAGAAACUUUCUCAGCAAAUUUCCACCUCAGCGGACCACCGUCUCGAAGUCUCUGUUGAAGGCCCCUAUGGCCCCGUUUCAUCCCAUUUCCUCAGGCACGAGGCGCUGGUGCUGAUCAGCGGAGGCAGCGGAAUCACUCCAUUCAUAUCCAUAAUCCGAGAAAUCAUCUUCCAGAGCUCAUCAAACCCUAAUUCCCAAAUCCCAUCCCAAAUCCUUCUGAUCUGCGCUUUCAAGAACUCGGCAGAUCUCGCCAUGCUCGACCUCCUGCUCCCCGCCGGCGGCACGCCUCACCCAAUCCCCGAUCUAAACCUCCAGAUCGAAGCCUACAUCACCAGAGAGAUCGAACCGCCGGCGGCAGCUCGAAUCCGAACCAAGCGGUUCAACCCGACCCGGUCCGACCUCCCCAUCGCGUCGAACCUCGGGCCGAACCCCUGGCUCUGGCUCGGCGCGAUCGUCGUCUCGUCCUUCUCCAUCUUCGUCGUCCUGCUCGCGGUGCUCACCCGCCUCUACAUCUACCCGAUCGACCGGAACGCCCGCGACGGCAGCUUCCACUACUCGUUCUUCGUCUUAUUCGAUGUCUUCCUCGCCUGCACCAGCGUUCUCACCGUCUCCUCCGCGGUGUUCAUCCUCCGCAAGAAGCAGAGGGGCUCUGGUGGUGAAGGCGGGAGAGUGAAGAGCCUGGAAAUGGAAAUGGAAGUCGUCUCCCCGUCGCCGCCGCGGCCGGCGGGGAGUUUCGUCGGAGGAGAGGUGGAAAGCGUUCCUGCUCGGCAAGUUGCUGAGGCUACCAAGGUGCAUUAUGGGCGGAGGCCCGAUCUCGAGGGGAUCUUGCUUGGAUGCCAAGCAUCGGAAGUUGGAGUGAUGGCUUGUGGGCCAAGAUCGCUGAGACAUGAAGUGGCCAGGAUCUGUUCGUCCGGCCCGGCCCAAAACCUGCACUUUGAGUCCAUCAGCUUUAAUUGGUGAUUAGCCCGGAACUGAUAACUGUAUACAAAUACAAGGUUCUGGCCUUCUGGGUCUGAGAGGGUAUAAAUAAUAAAUCAAGAAUAAAUAUAUCUAAAUGUAAAAGGGUAAAUGUAUAUAACUUCAAAUAAAUUAGGGGAUCAUUAAUUCUCCCAUCUUGGCUUAAAUGGGUUUACAAGCCUUCAUUUGGGAAUAUAAAAUCAUGACCAUAGAAUAGAUGAAUAAAACAAGGAUGAGAUGUAAUGUAACCGAAGUUUGGG
Molecule: messenger RNA, 2526 nt
Organism: Linum tenue
Lineage: Eukaryota; Viridiplantae; Streptophyta; Magnoliopsida; Malpighiales; Linaceae
Source: the annotation of a GenBank genome assembly